Myotis myotis is the source of this 4984-nucleotide messenger RNA. It is a transcript of the gene RGSL1, whose product is annotated as regulator of G protein signaling like 1. NCBI's taxonomy places the organism in Eukaryota, Metazoa, Chordata, Mammalia, Chiroptera, Vespertilionidae. The record is from RefSeq and is a predicted model, not a curated record. Bases 1 to 3561 code for a protein of 1186 amino acids. The transcript is spliced from 24 exons.
AUGGAGCCCGUGGAGGUCUUUCAUGGCCUGGCUGCUCCAUGGCAGAAAUACAUCAGAGGAAGAGAGAAAGCCAGAGACUGGGGGCUCCAGCAGAACCAGACACAAGAGAUAAUCUGUUCUACAAAUCUCAUAAUUCUGCUGGAGGAUGAAAUCUUUGCUGAUUUUUUCAACACAUUUCUUUCUCUCCCGGUCUUCGGUCAGACACCAUUUUAUACAGUUGAAAAUGCACAGUGGAGCUUGUGGCCAGAAAUACCUCAUGACUUGAUUCCAAAGUACAAAGGAUUAUUGACCUGGCUGGGAAAAUACCGGUUACCUUUCUUCUGUAAAACCAACUUGUGUUUCCAUUACAUUCUUUGUCAAGAGCUCAUCAGUUUCAUUAAUUCCCCAGAAGGAGCCAAGAUGAUGAGAUGGAAAAAGGCAGACCAGUGGCUACUCCAGAAAUGCAUUGGCGGGGUCAGAGGGAUGUGGCGCUUCUGUACCUACCUCAAGGGCAGUGCAGGUGAAGAGCUGGUGGAUUUCUGGAUCCUUGCUGAGAAGAUCCUGGGCAUAGAUGAGAUGGACUUGGAACUGAGAGACCACUACCUAUCUCUCCUCCUCCUGCUGAAGGCCACCCAUCUUCAGGAGGGCUCACGGGUCGUGACCCUCUGCAACAUGAACAUCAAGUCUCUCCUGAACCUUUCCAUCUGGCAUCCCAACCAGUCAACCACCAGGCGGGAGAUCUUGAGCAACAUGCAGAAAGUGGCUUUGUUCAAACUCCAGAGCUAUUGGCUUCCCAACUUUCACACUCAUGCCAAGACCAUCAUAGCUAAGGAGGAUUCAUGCCAGCAUCUGAUGCAAGAGUAUGAGACUCGCCAGUGCAGUCUUUGCUGUUCCCAUUUAGCAGAGCUCCCUCUUAACAUGAGCAUCAAGAAGUCCUGCCACCCCCAGAGGUGGUACUCGAGCAGGAAGAUCAAACGGAAGAUGUGGCAGUUGAUAGAUCAUGCCUCGUGGUCUCUAGAAUUGGAUACCAAGCCAGGUGACAAUUCCACGUCCUCCCAGAAGAUCUCUCCUCAGAAGAAAGUGGUUGUACACAUGCCUUCCCUGAAAACGGCCUCUUCAAAGGAGGGAAUAACCAGUUCCCUGGAAAAGGACAGUCUCAGUGCCAGGAAGUCCACCAUGAAGAAGAAAGCCAAGAGCCAUCUCCACAUGGAGGGCCUCUUUGAGACAAAGAUCUCUACCCACCUGAGGAUGGCCACCCCCAUCAUCCGUCACUCCCCCCGUUUGACCAUCAAGGGGGCCAUCAAGAAAAGACUCUCCUUGGGGUACACCCACUGGGCCUUGUGUGCUGAUGCCUUUGCAGGGAGUCCCUUCCGGGACCACCUGAAGAAGCUGAAUUUGAAAAUGGAGAUCCAACUCCUGGACCUCUGGCAGGACCUGCACCAUUUCCUCAAUGUCCUGAUGAAUAAUAGGAAGACUGGGAAUGCCACCUUUUGGCACAUACUGGGCAACCGGAUCUGUGAGCUCUACCUGAAUGAACAGAUUGGUCCACGCUUACCACUCAAAUCCCAAACCAUUGAAGGUCUGAAGGAGCUGCUGCCUUCUGGGAAUAUGAACCCCUGGAUACCCAAAGCCCAGGAGGAGAUCUGCCAGAUGCUCAGCUCCUGGUAUGAUGAAUUCCUGAAUGAAGAGGACUCCUUGUUUCUCACUUACACAACUCAGACCAAUGUCAACCACACGAGGAAGCAUAAGAAAGACUCUAUAAGCAAACAAGAGAACAUUCUUCUUUAUAAGAGAUUGGAGGAGUCCCUGGCAUUAAGCCAGGGUCUGGCUAACAUGGAGGAAAUGGAUUCUGUGCAGUGGAGAAAACUAGCUACUGAGGACCUGAGACAUGACGGGUCUCUUCGGGUAGAACUGAAGUCUCCAGUAUUUCUGACAGAUAUAGAGAAAAUGUCCUUUGAGGAACUCUGCUACAAGUAUCCAAAGGUGGCCAUAGAGAAGAUAAGUGAGGACUACAAAAUAUAUUGUGAAAAAGCACCUACUAGUAAGAUGGAUUACCAGUAUAAAGUCUAUCGUCAGAUAAUUACCAGAGAACCAAGGACACAUUCACCCCCACAUAAGGACGCGUCCGUAAAAAAGAUUCCUCUUGUAAGGAAGCCUUCACAUGGACCCAGAAACCUGGCAGAAGUCUUUCGAAAUGUACAGCACUUGGAGUACUUCACGGAAUUCCUCAAAGAACGGAAGGCUGAGGGCCCAUUGCAAUUCCUGAUGGCAUUACAGAAGAUCAGUAUUGAGACAGAUGAACAAGUCGCCAAGUCUCUUGUUGAAAAUAUAAUGGAGACUUAUUUCUCUGGCAUAGUCCCUGCUGAAGAAGUGCUGCAGUGUGAUGACCCUAUCAUCAGAGAAGUCUCUCAGAAGGGUCGUCUCAGCACAAACUCAUUGUUGAUCCUUCAGAGCUGUGUUAUGAAAUCUCUGGAAGAAAAGUGGUUUAAAGAGUACCAAGAGCUGUUCCCAGAUUUUCCUCAGGAAGUGCAAACUCAGAUACUAACUGUGUAUAGGAAGCCCUCGAAGACUUCAUCAACGCAAAUACAGGAACCCCAGCUCGGACAAGUCCUUUCUCAAACACGGCAACUCAAACCUUCAUUUGCCAAUGGCCCCAGACAUGCCUGGUUGAAGCCAGAAACUUCUCAGCAGCUGCUUAACCUGGGGAAGAAAAGAAUCUGGCCGAAAUUGGUCAGCUUUAUCAAGAGCUUUUGUAAGUACCGCAGAAGCAUGAACAAUGCCAACUUGCGCCAGGAAUUUGAAAAAUAUCUCCACCUGGAACUUAACAACAAGGAAAAUUACCCUGCAUCACCAAAUGUACCAGCACGCCCCUCCCCACAUCACUCAAAUGUCCGGAGUGCAGAGGAGAAUGGAGAUGUAAUCUUGAUGAAGCGCCGUAUAUUUGGCCACAGGGUUAUCACUGUCAACUUUGCCCUCAGUGAUUUAUAUUUCUUUUCUGAAAUGGAGAGGUUUAACGAUUUGGUGAGUUCAGCUCAUGUGCUUCAAGUCAGCUGGGCCUAUAACGAGAAUGACGUGAUCCUCAUGAAGUCCAAGAUCAACAUCAUCCUAAAGCUCUACCUGCAGUCCGAGGUCCCUCCGAGGCUGAGGGUGAACAUCACUGAGACCCAGAGGGAUGCCAUCAUCUCUGCCAUUGCUGAGGGCCGCCUGGAUCGGAACAUCUUUCACGGGGCCAUCGUGUCUCUCUUCCCCGUCAUUAUGUACUUCUGGAAAAGGUUUUGUUCCUGGAAGGUAACCCGCGCUUACUUCCAGAAGAAGGAGAGGAAGAGCAGGGACUCAAAAACUCCUUCUAAGUCUGUGGCCAAGUACUCUAUUUGGAGUGGAGGAGAACAUGCCAUCUUAAGAUUCUCCUUGCUCAGAGGUAUCGAGUGGUUGCGGCCUCAGCAGCGAGAUGCAAUAGCAAGUUCAGUCCAGAAUUCUUCAUCGACGAGCAACCUGACCCAGACAGGACAUACGGCCUCCUCCAUGCAGCUGUUUCCUGUCUUAGGAAAAAAACCAUCUGGCAUCAAAAAGGAGAAGAAAUAAUCUAGUCGGGCCCCCCAACAGAGGCGCAUCAUCUCUCAGAAGCUUCCUGACACUGACAGAACCUUUUCUGGUCAGAAAAGAAAUGCCCCGGCACCCUCUGCCCUGGAAAGAUCCGUGGGGUGACGUCAGUGGGUAAGAUGUGGGCAGAGAGCGUGAGCAGAAGCACCUCUGCCCCCUCUGAUCCUGGGGGGCCUGGCAGAGACGGUCUAUCCCCCAUGGACGUGUGACGGAACACCCUACUCUUGGGGUCAGGAGACCCGGGUUUUUGUCUCGCUCUGCAGCCGCAUGGCCUGGAGAAUCCCUGACUCCAGGUCGUUUAAGAAUCCUGAGACAAGUGUGUGGAGAUGGCAUGAAGCACCCCAGGAAGCAAGGUGCUGUUUUAUUAGACAGAUGGGGGUCUUCAAGUGCUAGGAUCUCCCAUUUGGACAGUGACUCCCGUCCACUGUCUCAGCAAAUCCUCAGAACCCUGUGGGUAACCGUGUCAGAAACCAUUCAUUUUUAAACAGCUGGAGAAACCGGCACACACAGGAGGUAAGUGACUUUCUCCCAACAUCACGAGGCAGUAACUGCAGAGUCUGGACUAGAGCACCCACUGCUGCUUCUCACUCCGUGCUCACCAUGGAUGCAACUUCCCAUCACAAAAGGGAUCGUUCUUCCCUGGAGGUCUGUUCAUUUGCCAAUUGAUAGAUAAAGAGACUCUUUGGAUAAAUGUUGGCCUAACAGCCUACUAUGAUCAUAGUUUAGAGUGACGAGGCCCAUGUUCUGCUGUUUGAAGACAGUCGGGAGGAAGACGAUAGCAUGCUGUGAAGGGCUUACCACCAGAGGCCAAGGAGAGGUUGGCGUGUUGACUCCCUGGGUUGCAAGACAAGGAGGGACUAGAACGUUUAUUGGGGAAUCCGUUCGGGCUUCCAGCCAGCGUUUCCUGCCAGGCUGAUGCCUUUAGCUCCUAGACUUUUCCCGAGGAUGAAAGAUGUUGCAAUGCUGACUCAGGGCUCACAGGGAGAGACUGUCAGAGCGUGUGGGUGAGGCUGUGAUUGAUGGUGACAGGUCAGGAAGACCAGAGGCGGACAGGACUGGAGGCCUCACGACACUUAGCAGGACCACCGUGAAUAGAAAGACGUUCUGCUCUUGGAGCCCGGCCGAUUGCUUCCUUUGGUUUCUUACACCAUCUCCCCUCAGCGAUCCCAGGUCUAGCAUGUUCUAACACCAGAUUUAGGCUAGCGUCACAGAACCAGUCACCUCUAAAAUGCGGACGGGUGAUACACAUGAGAAAAACAACCUGUGAGAGAGAACGGAGUGGUAGAGACUGGAGAACUGGAGAACCUAUCUCAGAGGGGACAGUGACAGCUCCAGCCAGCCAGCCAAGCCACAGUUGCCAGAGCUGCUUACUUAGAAAGAAAAAGGAAGGGAGGAAGGGAGAAAG